Zootoca vivipara (common lizard) is the source of this 5480-nucleotide messenger RNA. It is a transcript of the gene FIG4, whose product is annotated as FIG4 phosphoinositide 5-phosphatase. Gene Ontology annotation, biological process: phosphatidylinositol dephosphorylation. Gene Ontology annotation, molecular function: phosphatidylinositol-3,5-bisphosphate 5-phosphatase activity. The record is from RefSeq and is a predicted model, not a curated record. Gene Ontology annotation, cellular component: intracellular membrane-bounded organelle. NCBI's taxonomy places the organism in Eukaryota, Metazoa, Chordata, Lepidosauria, Squamata, Lacertidae.
GGGUUCCUUCCUGGUGUUUUGGAGAGUGCCCGUUCCUUGUUACCUGUUACCCCCUUAGCGAGGGGGCUGGGGGGGGGGUUAUUGUUGGUUCAGUGGAGCGAGAGGGGGAAAGGGUUCGGGGUUCAUGGACUCCUCUAUCCCCACUCGGUAACCUCGGGGUUUCUGGGAGCAAAGCUUCCCUCAAAAGAAGGAAAGGGCGCCCGAAAAGGGGUUCGCCGCUGACUGAGUGCGGCCCUCUCCCCCGCUGUCACCAUGCCUGUGGCGGCUCCGAUCAUCAGCUCUGUGCAGAAGCUGGUGCUGUACGAGACUAGAGCUCGUUAUUUUCUUGUUGGGAGCAAUCAUGCAGAAACUAAAUAUCGUGUCUUGAAAAUUGAUCGCACCGAACCACAGGAUUUAGUUGUUAUUGAUGACAGGCAUGUCUAUACCCAACAAGAGGUGAGAGAGCUGCUUGGUCGCUUAGAUCUGGGGAACAGGACAAAAAUGGGACAGAAGGGCUCCUCUGGAUUAUCCCGCGCAGUCUCUGCUUUUGGUAUAGUAGGCUUUGUCAGAUUUUUAGAAGGAUACUACAUUGUGCUAAUUACAAAGAGAAGAAAGAUGGCAGAUAUUGGAGGACAUGCAAUAUAUAAAAUAGAAGAUACAACUAUGAUAUAUAUUCCAAAUGACUCUGUACGAGUGACUCAUCCUGAUGAAGCAAGAUACCUUCGAAUAUUUCAGAACGUGGACCUGUCUAGUAACUUUUAUUUCAGCUACAGCUAUGAUCUAUCCCACUCUCUUCAGUAUAACCUUACAGUUCUGAGGAUGCCUCUUGACACACUAAAGGCAGAAACAACUCGAACGAGGCAGGAGAGUUUUGAUAUUUUUGAAGACGAGGGACUUGCAACUCACGGUGGAAGUGGUGUUUUUGGAAUUUGCAGUGAACCUUAUAGGAAAUAUGUGUGGAAUGGUAAACUGCUUGACAUAGUCAAAACCACGGUUCAUCGAGACUGGUUGUUGUAUAUUAUUCAUGGAUUUUGUGGCCAGUCAAAGCUGCUCAUUUAUGGUCGUCCAGUGUACGUCACCCUGAUAGCUAGAAGAUCAAGUAAAUUUGCUGGGACACGGUUUCUAAAGAGAGGAGCAAACUGUGAGGGAGAUGUAGCUAAUGAAGUAGAAACUGAACAAAUACUCUAUGAUGCUUCAGUGAUGUCAUUUUCUGCUGGAAGCUAUUCAUCUUAUGUCCAAGUGCGGGGUUCUGUCCCUCUCUAUUGGUCUCAGGACAUUUCAACAAUGAUGCCUAAGCCACCAAUCACAUUGGAUCAGGCUGACCCCUAUGCACGUGCAGCUGCUCUUCAUUUUGAUCAGAUGCUCCAGAGGUUUGGCUCCCCUAUCAUAAUUUUGAAUCUUGUAAAGGAACGUGAAAAACGGAAACAUGAAAGGAUAUUGAGUGAAGAGCUCGUUGCUGCCGUGACCUACCUCAAUCAGUUUCUACCUCCUGAACAUGCAAUUGUAUAUAUUCCAUGGGACAUGGCCAAAUAUACAAAGAGCAAACUAUGUAACGUCCUUGACAGGCUGAGCGUUAUUGCAGAAAAUGUAGUGAAGAAAACUGGGUUCUUUGUAAAUCGUCCUGCUUCCUACUGCAGUGUCUUGCGCCCAGAUGAAAAGUGGAAUGAGCUGGGAGGAAUUGUGGUUCCCACUGGCCGUUUACAGACGGGAGUUCUUCGAACAAAUUGUGUUGACUGUCUGGAUCGCACGAACACAGCCCAAUUUAUGGUUGGGAAAUGUGCUUUGGCCUAUCAGCUUUAUUCCUUAGGCCUGAUUGACAAACCCAAUCUGCUGUUUGACACAGAUGCCGUUAGAUUAUUUGAAGAAUUGUAUGAAGAUCAUGGAGAUACAUUGUCACUUCAAUAUGGUGGAUCUCAACUUGUGCAUCGAGUAAAAACCUACAGAAAAAUAGCACCUUGGACCCAGCAUUCUAAAGAUAUUAUGCAAACUCUUUCAAGAUACUAUAGUAAUGCUUUUUCAGAUGCUGACAGGCAGGAUUCAAUUAACCUGUUUCUGGGAGUAUUUCAACCAGAAGAAGGGAAGCCUCACCUCUGUGAUCUUCCUACUGAUUUUUACUUGCACCAGAAAGACACAAUGACUCUUAUCCAGGCAAGGAGAAGCUACACUUUCUGGUGGACUCCAGGUGUCCUGGAAUGCUUGCCAAUGCCUUAUGAUGAAGCAAUGUCUGUUGCUGAAAACAGAAGGAAGCUAAUAGUGAAGAAAUUUCAUAACUAUGAUGAAGAGAUUGACAUUCAUAAUGAAUUUUUUCGACCCUAUGAACUCAGCAGUUUUGAUGACACUUUUUGCCUGGCAAUGACAAAUUCAAUCAGAGAUUUUAUGCCCAAGAAUGUUGGCAUUGAUCCCAGCCCAUUUACUGUACGUAAACCUGAUGAAACUGGAAAAUCCGUUUUGGGGAACAAGAGCAAUAGAGAAGAAACGGUGCUUCAGCGCAAAACGGCUGCUAGUGCUCCACCGCCACCCAGCGAGGAGGCCGUGUCUAGCAGUUCUGAGGAUGAUUCUGGAACUGAUAAAGAAGAUGAGGGGGCUGCAUCUCAGCGUUCAACGCCAGUGAAAAUUACAGAUACGGGAGAUAAUACCAAAACAACAGAAAAUGUAGUACAGCCUAUAAAAGAUAUGUAUGGGAUUAACCUCUCAGAAUCUCCUUCUGAAGAUGAUCUUGGCAUAUACACAAGGUUUGUUCAAUUGGGGCACAGUCAACACAAGCACGACAAGAGUCACCAACUUCUUUGUUGUAAGCACUUAGAUGGGGUUAUAAACUUAACACACAUCUCUGCUUUCUCCCAAGACAACAUUUAUGAAGUCCAGCCUCCUAAAGUAGAAAGAAAAUCUAUUGAGAUAUUUCAUGCUCACAUCCAGGCUGGCAAAGGCAUCAUGCAGCCAUUGGGAAAAGAAGACAUCCUCCUGUAUCGAGAAUACAUUAGAAACAGAUACAUGUGAAGAACAACUGUUUUUGAGUCCUCUGACAGCCUGAAUCACUGAGUCACAGUGGAAAAGUAGAUAUCUCUAUUAUGUGCUUCCCUCCACCAUACGUCAGAUGGUUCAUAGCCUAUCAUGACUUUUUUGUUGUUGGUAAUUAAGUUAGAAAACAGAUACAAAUAUCCUCUCUUUAGAAACUAGAGAGAGUGCAUAUUGAUAAGACUUGUGAACUGUUCAGAUUAAUUAUGUUCUCUUUAGUUAUCUUGGGCAAAUUCCUUGGGCACUUAAGUAUAUAUAUAGGCACUUACAAUACAUAUAGCCAGCGGGGAGCAGUUGAGAAUGCUUUUCACAAUUAUGGAGUUCCUUGUGUUUGUCUAAGUCAAGGUGAGUGAACAUGGUGUCCUCAAUAUACUUUUGGACUCCAGCUCCCAUCAUCUCCAGACAGAAUGGCCAAUGGUCUGGGAUUACAAGAGUUGUAGUUCCAAAACACCUGAACGACAUCAUGUUGUCUACCCCUGGUCUAAGCAGUAUUUAUUAUGUGACUGCAAAUAGGAUGUGUUUGUAGUCAGACUGCUCUAAAAGAAAAAUAAGAUAUAAGACACAUCCAUCCAAGAUGCUUGCAGGAUGUUAUCUGACGGUAGUAUUAUAUCUGUCUACUUUAUCGAUAGCAGGAAGUGAAAACGUGCCAACAAGUUAAGUAAUCACACUGGGAAUUGAAAUGGCACUUGGCUCUUGUUCCACCCUUCUCUCUUGAGAUGUUGGCAGAGUCCCAGCAGCAUCUCUGGAAACUUUAUUGUGUGCUGCAAAGUAAUUUCUAAAACUUCCCAGAUCAGAGCUGAGUGUCAUUAAAAUUUUAUUUGAUAAAGUAGUGAUGUGUUUGGCAAUUAGGUAAUAGAGAUGAGAACUCGCCGUGGCUUGAGGCAUGGAGCAUUGCACUGAUGUGCCUAGCUGCAUAUGGAAGGAUUAUUAUUCUGGAACACUAGUAUGCUCUCAUAAGCUUCUGUAAAUUUAUAUGAAAACUGGAUUUCUAUUGGAUUCAGAAAAAAAAUGGCUUCCUAUUGUUUGAUUAGUGAGAAACUCAUGCCCCAUUCCUAAUAAGUAUCCUUUUCUUUGGCACAUAAUAAACAUUGAAGUUGUGUUGUCUCUUUGUUUAUAGGUGUCUUGCUUUGAUAUUGAGCAGUCACAUUCCACUCUAAAGUCCAGUCAGUUUGAUUCCUGCAAACAGCUAUUUACACCUGAGAAUGCCCUUUCUGUCAGAUCUUUUUUUGCUACCUAGAUCCUUCAUUGCGACAAGAAUGAGCUUCUCUUUAAAAGGUAAUUCUAGAAGAAAAGAUGAGCUGUGGAGCCAAGUAUUUCAUGCAGAGGCACUUAGACAGCCCCCUCAAGAAGGGAAGUUGGGGGAGUCACUUGCACAUGUAGGUGAAUUAAGAAGCCCCCCCCCCCUUAUUUUCCUUCAAACAUUAUUUUAUCAUGCAGCCAGCAGGCCUAGGCUUUUGGCUGGUAGCCAGCUGCCUCAUGUCAGGUAAUGGCCAAGUCAUUUGCCAAAUGCCCAUUGACAAAUAAUCAGCAAGUCUGGCUAACAGUCACAUGCUUGGUGGGAAGCAGCUGGCACACACUGACUUGCCAGUGUGUGUGAUUAUCUACUUUACAUGCAUUCUAUAUUCCACUAUCACCCUGAGUAAUUCCAUUUAAAAUAUUACUUCUGCAAGCUGUGUAUCUUUUCUGUAAGUAUAAAGCAGCGUUUUACAUUAAAAAUGCCAGCAUUAGAUCAAACAUUUGCUCUGUAAAGAGCAAGAAACAAUAAUUAUUUUUAAGGAGCACACAUCAUCUGAUGAAUUCCUAUCUAAGGUCGCAAUUCCACUUUGCCAUUGCAUCUAGUUUUAGUAGACUUAAGACAGAUUCCAUUUGUAUAGGAGUGAUUAUUAAUGAAUGGGAAAAGAUCUAUAUGCAAUUAAUCUUUUUCUACACUUCAUACUUGCUGUAACAUAAUAUGCUAAUGUUGCUCUUUCUAUAUUGGUAUGCCGUUAAAAGUUUAUUUAUAAAAAUCAUGUAUGUAUUUCACUUCUACAGGUAGCUAGCUACCUUGGUUUUUUCCCCUUAAAAUUAAAUAUUUGUACCUAUGGAUAAUUUGGUUGAUUUGCCAGACCAAGAAAAAUAAACAGGAACAGGUUGCAAAUUGCUUGUAAAAAGACAACUGAAGUGUGUGUUCUUUCAUUGGAAAGAUAAGUGGUUUUUCAUACUUAUUUUUGCACCAGAAAAUUUUUCCACAGUGCAGUGAUGCUAUGUUUCUAAAGUAUCAUUUUGCUUAGGUUAAGGUUUUAGAGAUACUUGAAAUCAGUAACUUUCACAAGAUAGUCCCAUCUCUUCAGGGCUUCUCUCUCCUUUUUGGUAAAACAGAGAGUAUUUCCCACCCCCAUUCUGUAUGCCAGCAUUUCCCUCUCAUAAAAAAUAAUGUGAAACCCAUUGGCAUGGGCCACAUCGUCAUAAUGGCUCCAGGGAAAGAAUCCCUGAUAUCUACUCAUUUU